This is a messenger RNA of Dovyalis caffra, 1107 nucleotides long. NCBI's taxonomy places the organism in Eukaryota, Viridiplantae, Streptophyta, Magnoliopsida, Malpighiales, Salicaceae. The record is from the annotation of a GenBank genome assembly.
AUGGUGGUUUCAUACUUUGGCAUUUCGUCUCUCAAUUCUUGCAUUUCAUCUCUCAAUUCUUGUUUUCUCUCCCUGCCUUGUCUUCCUCGGCUUUGCUUCACUAGACGCAAACCAUUUGCAGUGAUAACCCUGUACUGCAAUGACCUUGACACCUUGUUAUGGGUUUCUUUGAUGCCUAUGGUAACUGUUGUGAAGUUGUUUGGUUAUCUACCAGUUGCAACAAUGAGCGAUGAUCCAAUCAGUGAUUGGAUUUUGUCAGAAGGAAAUGCAACCAAGAUUAUGCGGAUUAGUCCCAUUGGUGGUGGUUGUAUCAACAAUGCAAGGCGUUAUGACACUGAUGCUGGUUCUUUCUUUGUAAAAACAAACAGGGGUAUUGGACCAUCCAUGUUUGAGGGAGAGGCCCUUGGCCUGGGUGCUAUGUAUGAAACCAGAACAAUCCGGGUGCCUAUGCCAUUUAAGUUUGGACCCCUACCAACUGGUGGAUCAUACAUCAUUAUGGAGUUUAUUGAAUUUGGGUCAUCUAGAGGCAAUCAGUCCGUUCUAGGGAGAAAGCUAGCUGAAAUGCAUAAAGCUGGGAAAUCUGAAAAAGGCUUUGGCUUUGAUGUUGAUAAUACCAUUGGCAGUACUCCACAGAUAAACACUUGGACGUCAGACUGGCUAGAGUUUUACGGAAAGCACAGAUUGGGUUACCAACUUAAGUUGGCACUAGAUCAGUAUGGAGAUUCAACCAUAUACCAAAAAGGACAACGAUUGGUAAAGAACAUGGCACCUCUCUUUAAAAACCUUGUCAUAGAACCAUGUUUACUCCAUGGAGACUUGUGGAGUGGGAAUAUCAUCUCUGACAAGAAUGGCGAGCCUGUUAUACUAGACCCAGCAUGUUAUUAUGGACACAACGAAGCAGAAUUUGGAAUGUCAUGGUGUGCUGGUUUUGGAGGAUCAUUUUACAAUGCUUAUUUUGAGGUGAUGCCCAAACAACCAGGCUUUGAGAAGAGGAGAGAGAUCUAUUUGCUGUAUCACUACCUAAAUCAUUACAAUCUCUUUGGUUCUAGUUACCGUUCAUCGGCAAUGUCAAUAAUAGAUGACUAUCUGCUGAUGUUGGGAGUGUAG